Penaeus monodon (black tiger shrimp) is the source of this 753-nucleotide messenger RNA. RefSeq names its product nuclear localization sequence-binding protein-like. The transcript has 5 exons. NCBI's taxonomy places the organism in Eukaryota, Metazoa, Arthropoda, Malacostraca, Decapoda, Penaeidae. Bases 1 to 753 code for a protein of 250 amino acids. The record is from RefSeq and is a predicted model, not a curated record.
AUGAAUGGAGAUGAGUCCAAGGAAUGUGUCUCAGUGAGUCCCAAGAAACGGAUGAGUCUAGAGGAAAUAGUAAGGAAUCUCAAGCAUUAUGAUAAGAUGUCACGGCCGGAGAUGGAGACUGAUAGACAGGCUCCUGAAGAAGGAAUGUCAGGACCCGACGCGGAAGGCAAGGGCGGCUCUGCAAAGGAGGGGAAGGACCUGGUCAGAAAACAAGGUCAAUAUGCAUGUAGGCUUACAAAUAAAAUACACAGAAGUAGAGAAUGUGACAGCCACGAGAGUGAUAGUGACUCAGAGAGACAGCUAAAGAAACAAGAGACAAAUGACAGAGACAGUGAAAGUUACAAUCACAGACGAAGACAGACAGCCUCAGAGACACGGGAAAAGAAAUCGCCAGAUACGGAGACAGAGCCAGAAAAAAAAAGCAGAGCCAGAGAGCCACAGACACUCAGGGAAAAGGGACAGCCACAGACAGAGCCAGAGGUCCACAGACACUCAGAAAAAGGGACAGCCACAGACAAAGCCAGAGGGCCACAGACACUCAGAAAAAGGGACAGCCACAGACAAAGCCAGAGGGCCACAGACACUCAGGAAAAAGGGACAGCCACAGACAUUUCGGAAAAGAGACAGCCACAGACACGGACAGAGCCAGAGAGCCACGGAGACAGAGCCUCUGGACCGGGAGACCCAACAGCUGCUGAUCACGGAAUGACGAGCCCCGACAGCAGCACAAAGAUGGGUCUUAUGUCGCGCUGA